Molecule: messenger RNA, 1647 nt
Organism: Ectocarpus siliculosus
Lineage: Eukaryota; Phaeophyceae; Ectocarpales; Ectocarpaceae
Source: the annotation of a GenBank genome assembly
CACAGCGGUUGGCUCACGGAGAAAAUGCGCGUCGUUGGGCGGAUGCUUCUAGGCGUGUCAGCAUUCGGUUGCGUUGCAAUGGCGACUCCAUCGAGCUCCGGAGGCGCUGUUGGCGCGACGGCGCCACAGAAGGCGCCCGUGAGCCCACCAACACCUCCCAAAGCAGAGUCGGCAGCAGACGAGAAUUGUGAUGCAGGGAGCAGCAGCGAUGACUCCAACGACAGCAGCAGCAGCAAUCUGGACUUGACCUCCUCUGACACCGUGGCUUACUCCUCGCGGAUGAUCGCGGCGGCCAGAGCGUUGGAGUCGCGCCGCCGGGACCGCUUGUUCGACGACCCUUACGCCGAGCUGCUGGCCGGUCCCGAUGCCAUGCAGACCGUCGAGGACAAAGCACAAGAGGAGUCGUCGCUACCACCUCUGGAAGCCACUGCCGCCGCCACCGCUGCCGCGGCAAGCGAUGGUGUCCCUAGGGACGUCCAGAGGCGGCUGGCCAUCCGCACACGCUUCUGCGACGACUUCUUUGAGGACUGCGCAGGGCCGAGGGGCAUCAAGCAGAUCGUGUCGUUGGGGGCGGGAAUGGACACGAGGGGGCUACGGCUCAGGGCUUCGGGAGACACCAAGGUGUUCGAGGUGGACCAAGCCCUCGUGCUUCGCGUCAAGGGCGCCCUUCUCACGCAGGCGGCGGCGGCCGAUGAAGUAGCCGCGGCUUUGGCGGGGUUUCGAGAGAGGAGGGACGGCGGUGUCGGCCAGGGGCGCGUUGUCCCUGUGGAGGCCGACCUGAGCGUGGAAGGGUGGCAGGGGGAGCUGUUCGAGGCGGGCUUCGACCCCAGCCUGCCGAGCGCGUGGAUCUUGGAGGGGCUGACCAUGUACCUUGAGGAGAAAGAGCUUGUGGCAUUGCUUCGGGUCCUGGCCAGUCUUUCCUCCCCUGGAAGCGCCUUUUGCGCCACCUGCGUGUCGGCGGAGUCCGUGGAGCGGGCCCAGAACAGCGCCAGCCCCCUGAUGGGACGCUGGAAAUGGGGCAGCGACAACCCCCAGGCCUUCUUCGAAGCCAACUUCCCGGAAGGGUGGUCGUUCAACGGGGUGACCUGCGGUACCCCCGGAGAGUUCCCUCAAGGGGCCGACUACGGAGUGGGUUUCGUGGGCAAGGCGCCGGCGUACGUCAUAGGGUACUUUUCGUCGUCUUCGUCUUCUUCCUCCAGGGGGGGGGUCCGGCGAGUGGCGUCCCUGGCAGAGGGCCAAUAAGCUUUUGGAAGAAAGUGGGAGACUUGGUUUGUGACAUUUCAGCAGCCUGUGGUGGAUAACAAUGUUUUGUGAUUGGUGAGCAUGAUGGAUAAAACAUGCAAUCGGGGAAGUUGGGUUAGGGAUAGGGGUAGGGAAUAGGGUCUGCGUAUCCCCUCCCUGUUCUAUUUCCUCAUUAACCUAUUUCUCGCGAAGGCGGUCCUAUGAUUUUGACGGGGGGAGAUUGUAGGAAGAAUUUGUAUGAUUUGGAUGCUAUCAUGUCGUGUCGGUUUUGUUUGUAAUUUUGGCGUGAAUGAUGAUUUCGACGGAACCUGCUUCCGUAUGUAGAUAUUUUCGUCAUUAGAGACGAGGAGGGCGGGAGAGGUAGAGUUCAUGGGGAGGUUGUACAAAAGAAAACUCGGUAGUCCG